AUGUCCAACCCAAACAUAAACAGAAAGAAGGCCAGACUAUACAACAGUCGUAACAUCCGGGCUCAAUCAACUGAUCCAUCUCUUGACUCCAAGGAGAAACUAUCGGUGCCCACUUUCCUCGCCUCACGCCAAUUCGAAAUCAAAUCAUUUGAAUUAUCCCAAUUAAACUCCAAGAAUGCAUUGAGUACCCGGAUCUUUCAGAGCUUGCCCAGAUCAUUGCGUCGAAGGGCCGCUUCACAUAAUGUCAAGAGAAUACCUAAACGACUUCGAGUCCGGGCCGUGCGUGAAAUGAGCGCUACAGGGCCCGUGAAGCGGAUGCCCAAGGGCAGACAAUUGUACAAGAUCCAAUCUGCGAAACGAUUGUUGCGAGUGGCAGGGCGGUUGAAGUCCAUGAAGCAGAUUCCUGAGUUUAAACUGGUUAAUAUUCGUCAACAGUACAAGCUAUUAAGUAAGCAAUUGAAGGAGUUAGUAGAGAAUAAGAAACUUCCACAAGUUAACAAUGCUGUUGGUUCAAGAGAUGUGGUUGGGAUUAACAAGUUGACCAAUGCGCCUUCAGGUAACAUCAAGUAUUUUAAAAGACAGAGGGACUUUGUAUGGUUGCCUACUCAUAUAUGGCACGCGAAGCGAUUUAAAAUGAUCAAGAAUCACGGAUAUCAAAUUCCCCAUACCCCUACUCAAAAGUGUUUCAAGCUGAUGAGCAGACAAGGCAAGACCAAGGCAAUUGCAUUUGAUACGAGCUACUACGGAACAAUGAUUAUCAAUAUACCUGAUAAACAGCUGUACAAGAAUGUUUUACACGAUCUCAUUAGAACAAAAUCAACCAAAGUUGUCAAUGGAGAAAAGUCAUAUUAUGGAUGGAUAUACAUGAAUUCCCAACAAAUAUAUCAGGGAUACGUCUACUCCAGUCUUGCAAACGGACAAAUAAUCAUAAGGGUGUUUCCAUCAGUAUAUAAAAAACUCUUUAAACACUUUAAAGAAAAUGUCAAUUGCACCAUUCAAGAUUGCCGAUUUGCCUUGGGAAGUAUUGAGUUGACUGGUCCAGCUGCAUUAUCUUCGUUAAGUAAGAUGCUACAUUUGCAUGAUUCCAAGACUAUAGAAAUCUGGAAACAGUUGACAAGUGUGCAGGAUACUGAUCUUAUACCUAUUGGAACAACAUUUACAUUUGACAGUCAAGACCCACGAAUCUUCAAAAGUUUCAAGAUGUACAAGUCUGACACAACCAACAUCUAUGACGUGAUUAUCUCCCUCCAAUCAACGCAGUUAGUUGACCCAUCCAUAGUCAACCAAAUAUGUCAAUCAGAAUCAAGAAACAACUCAUACAAGGACCAACUCACAAACAAAGACAUUGGAAAAUUCCACGCAAACUUAACCUCACAACCAAAGGAUAUCUCAAAAAGCCAUAUCCCUGCACUUGUGUCCAAGCUAGCACGCCAAAAAUGGAUGAUUAUACUCCCCUGGCAUUGGAUUCUCCCGUUCUGGCUCACACUCGCCAAGAUCCGAGAUGUUAAACCAGGGGGGAUCCAACAAAUAUACCAACUCAAUUUCGAGAAUGGGGUUGGUUCAUUCCCACAGGACUUUCCAUGGUUGGAAGACGGAUGGAUAUAUAAUGACAUCAAUGGCCAAGCUAACUUGUUCAAAGCGAGUAAGUUGCCGAAAAGUCAAGUUACAUUGGCUGCAGCUGAAAGCAAAGUGUCAGAUGUUUUUGAUGCCUACAAAUGUGAUUGGCAUUCCUUGAGGAAUAUCACGUAUAUACAAAAAUUAAAGAACUUGCCGGAAAAGCUCGAGCUGAAGACCAACUAUGCUUCCUUUGAAGGGUUAGAACGGAACAUCACGUCUACCCAUGAUUUAAUCCAAGUCGUGAGGAGCUUAAAGGAGGAGAUUGUUGAUUCUGAACCUGUUAUCGAAUUAUAUGAUGAGACCAAUCCUAACCAUAAGCAAUUUCAUGAUAAUAGCUCUACUAUCGAAUCUAUUCCUGCAAUAGUAAGAUCUAAAUUGCCAGUUAGACAAGUAAGAGUCACACUUAUUGGAGAAGGCACAAUAUCCAACAAUGCAAGAGUAUACUCCGACAAAGACGCUUGUGACGUCAAUGUUAUUGGAUUUGUCACUAGUGGAGGAAUGAACUUGCGUCAAGGGGCAUUCACGGGCAUUGGUGCAAUCGUUGCUCAAGAAUUUAGCAGCCAAAUUUACAUCAGAAAUGUCGGACAGACAAAAUUGUAUUUAGGUAAACUUGAACUUGUAUAGUUACCCGGAAAUAGACAC
Spathaspora passalidarum NRRL Y-27907 is the source of this 2259-nucleotide messenger RNA. RefSeq names its product ribonuclease P/MRP protein subunit. Bases 1 to 2241 code for a protein of 746 amino acids. The transcript has a single exon. Gene Ontology annotation, cellular component: nucleolar ribonuclease P complex; ribonuclease MRP complex. NCBI's taxonomy places the organism in Eukaryota, Fungi, Ascomycota, Pichiomycetes, Serinales, Debaryomycetaceae. The record is from RefSeq and is a predicted model, not a curated record. Gene Ontology annotation, biological process: tRNA 5'-leader removal.